AUGCUGGGCGUGGGCGAAGUCGUGUGGGUGAAGUACCGCGGCAUGGGCGCCUGUGAGAUGACGGCGUGGGUGAGUCCGAGCGCCAUAUUCAUGUGGACCAACGCCAACACCGCCAAGUUCAGCCAGCAGACGCGAUGCCGCAAGCAGAAGCAGCAGCAGGGCGACGGUUUGAGUGCACAGCAGCCGGUGCACCUGUCACAGGAGAUACAUGACGAGGAGGGCUGUUGUGUGCACUGCCGCGUGCAUGACUACACGCGCAGCUUUGGCCCCAGCUGUGCGGAGGAGGUGCAGGGAGUAAAGGUGCACGCCUCAGUGCGCAACAGCGAUGUGGACUGGCAUUGCUCCCCCUCCUGCGCCAAGGUGGCGGCGGAGCUGAAGGGCGUGGAGGGCAAGAGAGGGGAGAUCCCUGAUGGCACUCCCUUCUCCAUGCAGCUCGCCCAAUACAACGAGAACCACAGAGGCUCCCGGCAAUCCAUAGCAGCAGCACUCAAGGUACGGCCUUCCCUGCCCUCUCUCCCCCUCCCUCCCUCCUCCUCUCCCAUACCCAACUGCUCCUUUCGUCUUCCAUCUGCCAUCCCCUGUUUCUCUCCUGCCCGUGUACCAUCACCGCUGUCAACCGCAACCAACUCCCUCCAGUCACACGGGUCAAUGUCGUGCCUGCGCUCCUGUUCCUGGGGGCGAGGCUGGGAGAGAGGCUUGGAGGGGAUGGGGUGGGGGAGGCUUUGGGAGAGGCCUAGGGAGGGGCUGGGGCUGGGGGAGAGGUUGGGGGAGAGUGCGAAUGGCACAGUCAGGGAGAUUGAGCGUCGGAAUCGCAGACACAGGGUAGGCGAGCAGUAG
Molecule: messenger RNA, 837 nt
Organism: Closterium sp. NIES-65
Lineage: Eukaryota; Viridiplantae; Streptophyta; Zygnematophyceae; Desmidiales; Closteriaceae
Source: the annotation of a GenBank genome assembly